AUGCAAAAUUUACAGUUGAACGAUUUCAUCAACUCAAGACUUCAUGUAACGAUUGACAAAGAUCGUCAUAUUGUAGGAACAUUAGUUGCUCUGGACUCCCAGGUUAACUUACUUUUGAAUGACGUAGUGGAAUUUUCAGUCAUUAGACCAUCUACAGAAUCUGAUUCCGAUAAGCACGAGGCCCAACAAUAUACUAGGAAAUUGGGGCUAGUCAGUAUACCAAGAUCCUCAAUUAAUGUAUUAAGGAUAGUAGAUGAAGAUUUAGAAGCUUUGAUAAAGAGAAGAACAUAUUUAAUGCAAUCUGCUGUUUGA
This is a messenger RNA of Henningerozyma blattae CBS 6284, 312 nucleotides long. It is a transcript of the gene MAK31, whose product is annotated as Mak31p. Lineage: Eukaryota; Fungi; Ascomycota; Saccharomycetes; Saccharomycetales; Saccharomycetaceae. Gene Ontology annotation, molecular function: RNA binding. Bases 1 to 312 code for a protein of 103 amino acids. The record is from RefSeq and is a predicted model, not a curated record. The transcript has a single exon.